Messenger RNA from Vespa crabro (European hornet), 4770 nucleotides. Its product is annotated as Fanconi anemia group I protein homolog. NCBI's taxonomy places the organism in Eukaryota, Metazoa, Arthropoda, Insecta, Hymenoptera, Vespidae. Bases 761 to 4717 code for a protein of 1318 amino acids. The transcript is spliced from 23 exons. Gene Ontology annotation, molecular function: DNA polymerase binding. Gene Ontology annotation, biological process: DNA repair. The record is from RefSeq and is a predicted model, not a curated record.
ACAUGUAUUUAUAAUAUUUUAUUAGGGUAUAAUAAAUUAUUAUUCAAAAACCAUUAACUGUUCCAAAACGUAUGAGUAUCGCUUUUACGUUGACGGUAUGCAAUUAGAUCGUUUAUGCAAGGUCGACGACAUAAGGGGCAGAUAAAUUUAGAACUCGUACCCUCUCUUAGUAGAAAAGUGUAUUUCUUUUCUACGACAUUUCAAGAUUCGUCUAAAAAUAGUAUAUACGGUUAUAACUAGUUUAAACUCAGACGGAGUGCAACCGACCGAUCCUUCUCUUCGCUUUUCGAUGCAACUGCUUAGAAAAUUUAAUGUACUAUUCGUCCUACCCAAAAAUAUCUGUUUUAACUUGAAAGAAAAAUAUUUCUAAAAUAUAGUUUUCUUCCAUCUUCGGAUAACUGAAAAGUGAGAGAAUAAGAGAGAGCAGUAUUUUAUAUGUACAUCUGAAGUAUUCGCUUGUAACAUACUUUCUUUCUCUCUCUCUCUCUCUCUCUCUCUCUCUCUCUCUCUCGAAUGAGGCCAUUCACAUAGCGUUUACCUUCCACGAAUCAAUACUGCAGAAGUUUCAAUGAUCUUAUAAGAUAGCGCUACGAGCAAUAUAACGCUUUCUCUGCAUGUGCAGGACAAUGGGGAAAUAUUCUCAGAGUGAAUAUAACCUUCUUAAAAUCUUCCAAAUGGGUAGUAAAUAAUGUUAGUAAUCGUAUAGAUCUAUACGAUUAAUGGAUAAAUUUAUUUGUUAAAUUUGUAAAACAGAACAAAUAUGUAUGCGAAAUUACAAGAUCUAAUGGGUCGAAAAGAUCGACCACGAUUACACAAAUUCGUACAGAAUGUAAAUAUAGAAGAACUUUGCAAAGUAUUAUCUGAUAAGAUUUAUAGCGCAGAUAUAGUAAAAGUGCUGGAUGAAAUACUACAAGCAUUUUGUAAUGCUGACAAAUUUUCUGAAAACAAAUUAAAAGUAGUGAAAGCCAUACUAAAAACUCUAGGAAGUGCUAAAAUUAAUAGUAAUCACGCAGAAGAAAUCAUCAGUCUUAUAGCUAUGGAUUUUCCUAAUUUUUCAAAGAAUUGUCUAAUUCAAUUAGUACAAUUUUCUACUUCUAAUAUUUAUUCAAACGAAGAUAACUUCUACAGUUGGAAAGAUUUAUUACCGGUGUUAUUAGAAAUCUUAGAACAAGAAAAAUAUAUUGAUUAUAUGAAUUCAGAAGUCACUGGAAGUGAAUAUAAGACGCUUAUCGUUAAAUCCAUAUGUAACAGCCACUGGGAGCCUAGCAUUGUACCAUGUCUAGCGAAAAUGUUUGGAGACAUGAUUCUGGAGAAAAAAGAUCUGAAUGUGGUAAUUAUUGCAUUGUGUCAUAAACUUUGCAUGAUUGCUUUAAAUGAAAUACCGCCUUUUGUAUAUCAGACUCUUAGAUUAUGUAGUAAUUCUAGUUGUAUACAUUUGAUUGUAUCACUGCGUAAAUAUUUUGCAUCGUAUUAUUCAAAUGCAAAUAGUAAAGAAAAAGAGAAUAAUUUAGACGAUAUUAGUACAACAAGUUUAAAAGAAAUACAAGAUGCAGAAAGUAAUGUACUGUUUCACAUACAUCAUGCCACACAAUUACAUUAUAAAUGUAUAAAAGAUUUGAUACUUGCAUUUAAAAAAUUUUCUAUAGUACCAGAAUAUAUAUUAGAACCUUUCAUUUUAUCUACAAUAUUUAUAAUCUCCAGUGUACAUGAAGAACAGGUUUUUGAAAUGCUUCAUCAGACGAUUUUAAGAAAAAUGCAAGAUGAUGAAAAAUGUAAGAAUAGUGCUUGGUUAAACUCUUUAAUGAAUAAUAAUUGUGAUAUUAUGAAUAUUAUAGAUCAAGUUAUAGCAAAUAGUGAUAAAGACCGUCAUGUUGUAUUAAAAGGAAUUAUGGAGUUAGGAUUUGUGCUUAUGGAUACAGAACAUACAAUUGGAAAAGUUAAUAAAUAUCCAAUACAUAACAUUGGUAUACAGAUACUUCAAAGAUUAAUGAAGAAAAGACAUGAAAUAUGUGGUUCUGUACUUCAAUUAUUAACUGAUAAAAUAGUGGCAGGUGGUUUGUUAAUAUCGCAGUACACAGAUUGUUUGGCAUAUAUGUGCUCUAAAUUAGCAAUGAAUGUGCUCGAUUUUCAAACUUAUAUAAUUACUCUUCUUGAUCAAUUGCUAUGUGUACCUGGUACUGCAGCUGUACAAAUUCUUUACGCAGUUUUGCCAUUGAUACAUGUUUCAUCUAAUAUAAAAGACAAUCUUAUGUUAUCAUUGAGAAAGGCUCUCUAUAGAAAAGGAAUAUGUACACGUAAAAUGGCAGUAACUGGUUUUCUUGAACUAUUAAAAAUGUUAAAAAUGAAUUCUAGAAGAAAUCUUUCAAAUGAUUGUUCUAGAAAUUCCUCCAUGUCUAUCACAUUAUCUAAUUCGACAUCCAUAUUAACUCAGGUAACUUUAGAAAAACACAAUAAUAUAGGAAAUAAUUAUGGAUGCAAUAAAAGAUUAUGUGUCGACAUAUUAAAUAUAUUAAAAAAGUGUUUUACUCAAGAAUAUGAAGUCAGAUCACAUUUAUAUGAAGGAUUAUAUGAAGUUGUAAUUAAGAAUCCUGAACUAUCGGAAUACAUAGUGGAAAUAUUACUUGCUCAAUUGAAUCUUUAUUAUGAAAUAGAUGAAAAUGUAUUACCUCCAUUAAAGAUUGAUCUAAGUGCUGAUAUAAACGAUAUACAAAUUGUUCCAAAAGAGCCUAUAGCCACAUUGAUUUCUGUAUUACAAGCAAUUUAUAUAAAAACAGCUUUAGAAGAUUGGGAAAUUUUAAAUAAAGUUGCUAUCAUUCUAGAGUCACUAUGUAUAAGGAUGAUACGAACUGAAACGGAACAUUUAAAUUUGGAUGAUAUAAUGAAUUUACUUGAUAAUACACCAAAAUCACAACAAAAAUUACAUAAUUUAAAAGAAAUGAUAGGCGUAUAUGAAUCUUUAAUAUCAUUCAGAGUUAAUUCCUGGGUUAAUGAAAGUAAAAAUAUAGCAAAAAGUAUAUAUGGUCUUUUUAAAGGAUAUAAUAGGUUAAUGGACAUUAUUAAGAAUAUAAGAAAAAAGAAGGGAAACAAAAAUAAAAAAAAUAAAGAUGCAAAUAACACUACAUUUAAGAAGCAAAGCCAUUCAGAUAUUAUAAAAUUGCCAAAUGGAAAUAUAAGUCUAAACAUAGUGUGUAAAAUUUUAGAACUACAUUAUUUAGACAAGUGGUCAGACAAUGAUGAAGCUAAGAUUUUAAGAUCACAUAGAGACUUUUAUCAUUAUAUUUUACAAAGUUGCAUUUCUACUUUUCAAACAAUAAUAUUAUUAAGUAUUCCAGACUUUGAAAAACACAAAAAACAAUAUAUAAAAGUGUAUCAUAAAAUUGGGGAAUUACUCUAUAAAAAUGUAAUUUUGGAAUUUAGAAAUGCAUUUAAUGAUGAUCAACAGGGAACAUUAUUAGCUUUACAGUGUUUUAAGGAAUAUUGUUGUCUAAUAUGUUCAAAGUUUUCUUCUCAAUUGCCACAAUUUAUUUAUAGUAUGUGUAAUGAAAAACCAAUGGAAAGUUUUAAUAUGCAAUUAGAAACAUUUAUUUUGUCUUUCAAAGCUCCAUUGAAAAUUUCUUUCGAACAAGAUUCUGAUGAGCCUGAAUUUUAUAAACAAAUGUCGUUAAUACUUUUAGAAAUUAUACAACAAUUUGUGCAUCAAUUGAACUUUUAUGAAAAAAAUACUAAAAAAAUUUUUGAAUGGAUUAGUAAAUGUUCACAAACGGAAGGCAUCAGUGUUUCUACAGCUAUUUUGAUCCUUCAAAUCCUUUUAUGGAUAGAAGACUGCGAUAAAGACAAUGGAGAAAUAUUAAAUGAUAUUUGUCUGGAAAUAUCAGAGAAACUGGGUAUGAUACAUAAGAUUGAAACAUCAAAAAAUGAAAAAUAUAAAAUUAUAAACGAAAAUACAGUUGUGCAAGCUUAUAGCGUACUUAAUCAUUACAUAAAAAAUAAAUUAGAUAAUGUGUCUUGGUUUUUAGAACGUUUGAAAGCUGAACUUGCAAUAAUGAAUGUUGUUAAUAUUAAUAAUGAACAACAUGCAGAAGAUUUAGUAGAAAAAGAACGCAAUUUAUGCAGACAAUUGUCUUAUAUCAUUCAAAUACUUUAUACAUUGGCCAACAUAUCUAUCGAUCCAGGUCAAUCUACCAACUCGAUAUUUAAGAACUUACAACAAUUGUAUAACAUAUUGAGUAAACUUACUAAAUAUUUUUAUAAUAAAUCGAGCAGUGGAAAUGCAGCAUUUCAUGCUGUUAGGUUUAUUCAGGUGAUACAAUUAGCUGGAAAACCAUUAAAAUCUACUUUUUAUAAUUUAGUAACCCACAUAGAGGAAAGCCAAAGUAAAGACAAAAAACGAUUAAAGACAGAUACAAAUAUACAAAAAAAUCAUAUUUUAAAAGAAACUAAAUUAAUACCACGUGUUGUUUAUGAAAUUGAACAGUUUAGUAAAGAAGUACUGCUCCUUGCAAAAAAAACAGGGGUACCUUUAGAAAAUUAUAUCAAACAUAGCGUAACACGUGAUUUCCGAAUAUUAGAUUCACGAUUAACAGAAUCUCUUGAACAAAUAGAUGUCAGUAUGUUAAGCACGCAACGCACUAAUGUCACAAAUAUAAAUAACAGUCUUACACAUGAUUUGGAUAAUAAUUCAUCAUCCAUAACAGAACAUUCUUUGACUGAGUCAUAAAUAGUUUUUAGAGGCUUUUUAAUUUGAUAAAUUUUAUUAAAUGAACAAGUAUU